Molecule: messenger RNA, 3060 nt
Organism: Suncus etruscus (white-toothed pygmy shrew)
Lineage: Eukaryota; Metazoa; Chordata; Mammalia; Eulipotyphla; Soricidae
Gene: AARS2
Product: alanyl-tRNA synthetase 2, mitochondrial
Exons: 22
Coding region: 1-2967 (988 amino acids)
Biological process (GO): tRNA modification; alanyl-tRNA aminoacylation
Cellular component (GO): cytoplasm; mitochondrion
Molecular function (GO): alanine-tRNA ligase activity; ATP binding; nucleic acid binding
Source: RefSeq, a predicted model, not a curated record
AUGGCGGCGGCGGUGACGGUCGCGGCGGGGCAGCUGCGGCGGGCCAUCCGGAGGCCGCCGCCCCCAUGGCCGGGCCCAAGCCGCCGUCGAACCCACUCAUCCGAGCCCCCGGCGGCUCCGCGGGCCUCGGCGGUGCGCGACGCCUUCCUGAGCUUCUUCCGGGACCGCCAUGGCCACCGUCUGGUGCCCUCCGCUUCCGUGCGGCCGCGCGGGGACCCCAGCCUGCUUUUUGUCAACGCGGGAAUGAACCAGUUCAAGCCAAUCUUCCUAGGUACCGUGGAUCCCCGAAGCGAGAUGGCGAGCUUCCGACGGGUGGCGAACAGCCAGAAAUGUGUGAGGGCUGGAGGCCGUCACAGUGAUCUAGAAGAUGUGGGCCGGGACCUCUCCCAUCAUACCUUCUUUGAGAUGCUUGGCAACUGGGCCUUUGGGGGGGAAUAUUUUAAGAAGGAAGCUUGCAGCAUGGCUUGGGAACUGCUGACUCAGGUCUAUGGGAUCCCUAAAGAUCGGCUCUGGGUCUCCUACUUUGGUGGUGAUCCCAAGAUGGGGCUUGACCCAGAUGUGGAGAGCAGGGACAUCUGGCUCAGCUUAGGGGUUCCUGUCAGCCAUGUACUUUCUCUCGGGCCACAAGAUAACUUCUGGGAGAUGGGGGAGACUGGCCCCUGUGGGCCUUGUACUGAGAUCCACUAUGAUCUUGCCAGCGGGAUGGGAACCCCCCAGCUGGUGGAGCUUUGGAAUCUGGUCUUCAUUCAGCACAAUAGAGAAGCAGAUGGAAGCCUGCAGCCACUGCCCCAGCAGCAUGUGGACACAGGAAUGGGCCUGGAGAGGCUGGUCACGAUACUGCAGGGCAGAAAAUCCACCUACGACACGGACCUCUUUUCCCCACUACUCAGCACCAUACACCAGAAUUGUGGUGCACCCCCUUACCUGGGACGGGUUGGGGCAGAGGACACGGGACACACAGACAUGGCAUACCGUGUAGUGGCCGACCACAUCCGCACACUUAGUGUCUGCAUCGCUGAUGGUGUUUAUCCCGGGAUGUCGGGAGCUCCGCUGGUUCUCCGGCGCAUCCUUCGGCGAGCCGUGCGGUUCUCUGUGGAGGUGCUGCAGGCACCACCCGGCUUUCUUGGCAGCCUGGUGCCCGCGGUGGUAGAGACUCUGGGAGAUGCCUACCCAGAGUUGGGGGAGAAAGCAGAGCAGAUAGCCCACGUGGUGUCCGAGGAUGAAUCUGCCUUCCUGGCCUCCCUGCAGCGGGGCCGGCGCAUCAUCGACAGGACCCUGAAGCGCUUGGGGCCUUCCGACUUGUUCCCGGCUGAGGUGGCCUGGUCUUUGUCACUGUCUGGGAAUCUGGGGAUCCCCUUGGACCUGGUUGAGCUGAUGCUGGAAGAGAAAGGGGCGCAACUGGAUUCUGCUGGACUGGCCCGCCUGGCCCAGGAGGAGGCCCAGCGCCGCGCACAGCAGGCUGAGCCUACUCAGGAGCAGGGUCUGCAACUCGACAUCCAUGCGCUGGGGGAACUGCAGCGCCGAGGGGUUCCCCCAACCGAUGACAGCCCCAAGUACAACUAUUCUCUGCACCCUAGCAGGGGUUAUGAGUUCAGCCCCUGCGAGGCUCGGGUGCUCCAGCUGUACACAGAGGAUGGAGCAGCCGUGAACUCUGUGGGGGAAGGCCAGCGCUGUGGCCUCCUCUUGGAUCGGACCAACUUCUAUGCUGAACAAGGGGGUCAGGCUUCAGAUAGGGGCUACCUGGUGCGGCUAGGACAGCAGGACGUGCUGUUCCCAGUGGCCCGAGCCCAGGUCUGCGGGGCCUUCAUCUUGCAUGAGGUGGUGGCCCCCGAGUGCCUGCAAGUGGGGGAUGAGGUGCAGCUGUACGUGAACAAGGCCUGGCGUCUGGGCUGCAUGGAGAAGCACACGGCCACCCACCUGCUGAACUGGGCGCUGCGGCAGAACGUGGGCCCCAGCACGCAGCAGCGAGGGUCCCAUCUCAGUCCCGAACGGCUGCGCUUCGAUGUGGCCACCCAGGCCCCCUUAAGUCCAGAACAGCUCCGAGCAGUAGAGGGCACCGUACGCCAGGCUGUGGAGCAGGAUGAAGCCGUGUACACAGAAGAAGUGUCCCUGGCGCUCACUGCCAAUGUCCCAGGCCUGCGCUUCCUGGAUGAGGUGUACCCAGAUCCUGUGCGGGUGGUAUCAGUGGGGGUUCCUGUGGCACAAGCCCUGGACGUGACCUCACAGGCAGCCAUGGAGACUUCUGUGGAGCUGUGCUGUGGCACGCACCUGCUCCGCACCGGGGCCAUAGGGGACCUGGUCAUCACAGGGGAACGACCGCUCACCAAGGGCAUCACUCGUCUGCUGGCGGUCACAGGGGAGCAGGCCCAGCAGGCCCGAGAGGUGGGCCAGAGCCUGGCCCAGGAGGUGGAGGCAGCCGCCGAGCGACUGAGUCGGGGCAGCCAGGAUGUGGCGCAGGCACAGCGGCUGUCCAAGGACAUAGGCCGACUCACUGAUGCAGUGGACACAGCCCUGAUGCCUCAGUGGCAGCGGCGGGAGCUGCAGACCACCCUGAAGACGCUGCAGAGGAAAGCCAACACCGCUGUCCGGAAGCUGGAAGUGGGCCAGGCUGCACUGAAGACCCAGGAACUGCUGAAGCGGCAUUCAGAGGGGCCCUUGAUUGUGGACACAGUCCCCACCGAGUCCCUCUCAGUGCUGGUGAAGGUGGUUCGGCAGCUGUGUGAGCAGGUUCCCCACACCUCCGUGCUGCUACUCAGCCCCCAGCCUUUGGGGCAUGUGCUGUGUGCCUGCCAGGUGGCUCAGGGUGCCACGCCAGCCUUCACCGCAGAGGCCUGGGCACUGGCUGUGUGCCGCCACAUGGGAGGCAAGGCCUGGGGCUCUCGCAUAGUGGCCCAGGGCACCGGAAGCACCUCUGACCUGGAAGCUGCCCUGAGCACAGCACGAGCCUAUGCCCUCAACCAGCUCUGACCCAGGCUCCCCUCUGAACUUUGAUGGCUAAAGACAUGGGGGGACAGGGGCCAGAGUUGUACAAGCGCUAGCCUAGGAUGGACCGCGGUUCUA